Molecule: messenger RNA, 2576 nt
Organism: Talpa occidentalis (Iberian mole)
Lineage: Eukaryota; Metazoa; Chordata; Mammalia; Eulipotyphla; Talpidae
Gene: MIS12
Product: MIS12 kinetochore complex component
Exons: 4
Coding region: 479-1099 (206 amino acids)
Biological process (GO): kinetochore assembly; mitotic cell cycle; protein localization to kinetochore
Cellular component (GO): nucleus; chromosome, centromeric region
Source: RefSeq, a predicted model, not a curated record
GUUCGCCGAGGCAGGUAUCCGUCGGGACUGCGCAGCGCCAGUGCCGCAGCCUAUCUCGGGCCGCCCCCGGUGCUUUGAAGGCGGUGGCGGGAACUCGCUGUGGGUCAGGUUCCGCGUCUCCUCACGGUCGCUUGGGAAGUAACCACCAAAUCAGGAAGGAGGCAAGAAAAAACUCGGAGGAAAUGGCUUCUUAGGAGGACGUGAGUGGGUUACUUACAGAACGAGAAAUCUGAAAAGGUGAUCUGUGAAUGAAAUUACAAAGACAAAAAUUCUACUUUAGCUGUACAGCAGUCAAGCAGUUAAAUAACCAUUCUGUUUUUAACCAUCACAUUUAUAAAUUCUCAAGAGUUUAUAAGAGCAUGUUGUCAUCCCAGUGGAAAGAUUUGACCACACCAUUUGCUUCAUAUUCUUUGAGAAAGUUCAUCCUAUAGUCAGAUUUUUUUAACCAAUCAAAAUUAACACAGCAAAAUAAGCCAAGAUGUCAGUCAAUCCAAUGACUUAUGAGGCACAGUUCUUUGGUUUCACACCACAAACUUGCAUGCUUAGGAUCUACAUUGCAUUUCAAGACUACCUAUUUGAAGUGAUGCAGGCUGUCGAACAGGUUAUUCUGAAGAAGCUGGAAAGCCUCCCAGGUUGUGACAUUAGUCCUGUCCAGAUCCGUAAAUGCACAGAGCAGUUUCUUUGCAUCAUGAAAGGACGUUUUGAUAACCUUUUUGGCAAAAUGGAGAAGCUGUUUCUACAGAUGAUUUUGCACAUACCUCCAAACAUCCUGCUUCCGGAAGACAAAUCUCAGGAGAUGCAUCCUUGCAGUGAGGAAGAAUUCCAGCUUCUCCAAAAAGAAAUUGAACAGUUACAGGGGAAGUAUAAGGCUGAAUUAUGUACUAAACAGGCUCUUCUUGCAGAAUUAGAGGAGCAAAAAAUUACUCAGGCCAAACUCAGACAGACAUUGGCUCUGUUUGAUGAGCUUGAGAAUAUUGGCAGAGAUCACGGGACUAGUGAUUUUAGGGAGAGCUUAGUGUUUCUGGCCCAAAACUCCAGAAAACUACAGAAUAUUAGAGACAAUGUGGAAAUGGAAGGCAAAAAACUGAAAAUAUCUUAAUUUGCAGAUAGUAAAACGAGCCUGUCAGAAUGGUAUAGGAUAAACAUCAACAGUGACUCUUAUUCUAGUGAAUUGUGUAUUUUAUUGGUUUUCCUUGUUUACUCAUAUUCCAUAUUUUCUCAUUCAUUCUCAAGUUUCUAAGUUUGAUAUUUCUAAUAACUAAAUAUCAAAGCAUGUUUCUUAGAGGCCUGUAGUAGGUGGGAAGGGAUUCUUGACUCUGUAACAAUUUAUUUAUGGGCAUGAUUGAAGAAGUAAAGCUCUCCCUGGCCAAAGACAUUUGUAAAGUUGUACCUUGAUCAUGAAUCCUUUGUAGCAUUGAUGCUUUUGGCUUAUUCUUUGAAUGAAACCAAAUGUGGAAAAAAGGUUAAAUGGAUAGCUUCUUUAUUAAUCAGCUACUGUGCUGUGUGACAACUGCUUGUUUCUGUCCAGUAGCUUUCUUACACAAGAAAGUUGAUAACUAGUUGAAAGAAGCAUGUAGCCAAAAACCAACCAGGUUCUUUAGUGAUGAGCAAAGAAGUCAUUUUUAUUCUACAGUCCUUCCCAUGACUAAGACUUUGGAGAAUUUAAACAAUUGAGUAUGUUGGAGUAUGGAGUCCAGCAGAAGACUGUGGACAUGAAAACAGAUCUAACUGGAAUAGAAAAGGAACAUACCCAAUAGCUAGGUCUAUAUUAACUGAUUGUUAGGUAUUUAUACCAUUUUGUUUUUCAUACUUCAUUUAGCUUUGGAACUGCUUGUACCUACUAUUUAUUUAUUCACUCUCAUCAACACCAAAUAUUUAAUUCCUUCAGUGGGAAAUUUUAGCUGUGUCUUGUGCUUAAAUUCAAUAGGUUCUAAUAUUUCCUUUUGUUUUUAGUCUGCAAAAAGUGUUAGAUCAUCCAAGGAAAGGGGAGAAAUAGCAAUAGUUACUCAUAGAUAUUGCUUGCCAUCACGUCUUUCUAAAGAAAAGGAUUUGGCGUUUUUCUCUUAUAUAGAGGAGUAACUUUGGGUAUUAAUAUUUGCAAUUAAGUAUUCCUAGGUUUAAGAAGCUCGUAUUUACCUUGAAUGUUUAUUAGAGGUCUUUCACCAACCCUGUCAUUAAAUACAUAUAUUUUAAAAACUUUAAAAAAAUGUUCUGCUGUCAUGCUAUGUUACUUCCUUCAGUAUGACUUUUUACCCAAAUGAAAAAUUUUUUUAGUGUUAAAAAAAAGUGCGUGUUUGUGUGUGUGUCCUGUAUCUCUUUUAUCCAUUCAUUUGUCAUUAGGCUUGGAUUGUUUCCAUAUCUUGGCUAUUGUGAAUAGUGCUUCAGUGAACAUAGGGAUGCAGAUAUCUUUUUGAAUUAGAGUUUUCAUAUUUUUCAGGUCAGUACCCACAAGUGGAUUACUGGGUCAUAUGGCAAUUGUAUUUUUAAUUUUUUGUAGUGCCUCCAUCCUGUUUUCCAUAGAGGCAUACAAAGUGUACAUAUCAAUAGUGUACAAAGGUUCCUUUUUCUCUGUAUCC